Spea bombifrons (plains spadefoot toad) is the source of this 715-nucleotide messenger RNA. RefSeq names its product protein GPR107-like. The transcript has 6 exons. Gene Ontology annotation, molecular function: clathrin heavy chain binding. Gene Ontology annotation, biological process: clathrin-dependent endocytosis. Bases 230 to 541 code for a protein of 103 amino acids. The record is from RefSeq and is a predicted model, not a curated record. NCBI's taxonomy places the organism in Eukaryota, Metazoa, Chordata, Amphibia, Anura, Pelobatidae. Gene Ontology annotation, cellular component: clathrin-coated vesicle; membrane; Golgi apparatus.
UUGGCAGGUUCUGGCCAAUGUGCUUGACAUCGUCAUAGAGUUCACAGAAGAAGGCACGACGGAGUACGGGCUGUGGAAGGAGAUUCUGUUCCUCGUGGACUUCCUGUUCUGCGGAGCGAUCCUCUUCCCGGUUAUAUGGUCCAUCAGGCAUCUACAGGAGGCAUCGGCUACAGACGGGAAAGCUGCGAUCAACUUGGCGAAGCUGAAGCUCUUCAGACAUUACUACGUCAUGAUCGUCUGCUUCAUAUACUUCACCCGGAUCAUCGCCAUUUUUAUUAUGGUUGCAGUCCCCUUCAAAUGGAAGUGGAUGUACCAGCUCCUGGAUGAAGUGGCCACCUUCAUACUCAUUGUGUUAACCGGGUAUAAAUUCCGCCCGGCGUCCGACAACCCGUACCUUCAGCUUCCCCAGGAAGACGACGCCGAUGACCUGGAAAUGGAGGCAGUUGUGACAACCACAGGAGUGACAGAGGGUGUGAAGAAAGUGAAAAAAGUCGUCAAUGGAUCUUCGGAGCCGCAGGAUUCGGGACCUGCUGGCUUUUAAUUUAAUUUCUGUACUCCAUUGGAGGGGAAAACCGUCGGUACCGCACUCCCCGCUAAACCAAAUACUCACAAAAAAAAACAUUUCCCCCGCAGAAAACAAAUGUAUGCAAGUUCUGGUCUCUGAUGCACCUCUAUGUUUUUUUUGGGGGGGGGGGAUUUUUUUUAUAUAUAUAGA